AUGGAACCAAGAGUGACUAUCAACGGGCCUUCAACUGUUAAUGACAUACAUCCCUGCUAUGAAUCUCUUAAUACAACUAUUGUAUUUUCAAGCAACCCCUCCAUAAUAUGUGUUUUAUUAUAUGUUUUCCUUGGUUCAAUGUCUGUUGUCACAGUGUGUGGAAACUUUCUUGUAAUAAUCUCCAUCAUUUACUUCAAACAGCUCCACAUCCCUACUAACUACCUCAUACUGUCUCUGGCUGUGGCUGACCUGCUUGUGGGAGUUUUAGUUUUUCCUUUCAGCAUGACAGUCACUGUAACUGCGUGCUGGUACUUUGAAGGCUUACUUUGUCAAAUACGGGGAUGCUUUGAUGUUACACUGAGCACAGCUUCUAUUUUGAACUUGUGCUGUAUUUCUAUUGACAGAUAUCAUGCAGUGUGUCAGCCUCUCACUUAUAGAAGUAAAAUAAAUGAUCGUGUUGUUGGGAUUAUGAUCCUGUUGAGCUGGGGAGUUGCUGCUAUAAUUGGAAUUGGCAUCAUAAUCGCAGGUUUUAAUCAAGGAAAAUGUGAAGAAAGUUGUUUAAUUGAUGCUCUAAUAUCAACAACUCUGGCAUGCAUUUUCUCUUUUUAUAUCCCAGUCAUUAUAAUGCUUAGUAUCUACCUGAAGAUUUUCCUUAUUGCACAGAGACAGGCAAACAGCAUCCAGAACACAACCUGUCAGACCACAAAGUCUGGAGCAACUGUCAGUAAGAUGGAGAGAAAGGCCACCAAAACUCUGGCCAUAGUUAUGGGAGUUUUUCUGUUAUGCUGGACUCCUUACUUUCUUUGUAUCAUUUUUCAGCCUUUGACACAGGGUGUAACACCAGUUGCUGUGAUUGAAACUCUUAAUUGGCUUACACUGUCGAAUUCAAUGCUCAAUCCGUUUAUUUAUGCUUUCUUUUACAGCUGGUUCAGAGCAGCACUCAGGAUAAUCUUUUCUGGAAAAAUAUUUCAAGGUGAUUUUGCUAACUCAAAACUUCUUUAACUAAAACAGUAUGAUCGAGACCUGUUUGAUUUGGAAAAUGUC
Messenger RNA from Scatophagus argus, 1044 nucleotides. Its product is annotated as trace amine-associated receptor 1-like. The coding region runs from base 1 to 1002 and encodes 333 amino acids. Lineage: Eukaryota; Metazoa; Chordata; Actinopteri; Scatophagidae. Gene Ontology annotation, cellular component: membrane. Gene Ontology annotation, biological process: G protein-coupled receptor signaling pathway. Gene Ontology annotation, molecular function: trace-amine receptor activity. The record is from RefSeq and is a predicted model, not a curated record. The transcript has a single exon.